AUGACGGCCUGCAGCUACCCACCCACACCACAGAAUCGUCUACCUACGUCCCUCCCCCACUGGACAAAGAAGAAAUGGAAGAACUCCCCGAUAUCAUCCUUCCUUCCCUCCCCCCCCCCCUCAUGGAGGACAGAGAACAAUGUUAUCACACCCUACCCUCCCCCACUCCCGUUCUCCCCCUCUGCGCCAGAGACCUCUGAGGAAGAAGAUCUCCGUGCUCAACUUGAAGUCGCUGAAACGAAUAGAUCCAUUAUUCGUGUCCACGCCCCCUCCGCACCAAACACCAUGCCCUACUUUACCCCCACCCCCGAAGGCGGGUUCCCUAUAAUCCACCUCUCACAUGCCGCCUCUCCAUUCGACCACAUCGAUCAUGAAAUCAUUAAUGCAUGGAUCCAGGUCGGAGACCCCAAGUUUCUCGUCCGUGUCUUCGACUAUGACGGAAAAGACAUGAGAACAUGA
Molecule: messenger RNA, 459 nt
Organism: Suillus subalutaceus
Lineage: Eukaryota; Fungi; Basidiomycota; Agaricomycetes; Boletales; Suillaceae
Exons: 1
Coding region: 1-459 (152 amino acids)
Source: RefSeq, a predicted model, not a curated record